UGCUCGUUGGUGUGUGUGUGUGUGACAGUGUGGAGCAGCUGUUUCAUGGCGGAGCUCGAACUUGUGUCCGGAGGUUUCCUGGUGCGGGAGCAGUCAUGUUGUUCAGUCCGACAGGAGUCAGCGAGUGUCUGAGGGAAUGGGAGGAUUUAGAGAAGGACUACCAGCAAAUCCAGGACACCCAUCGUCUUUAUAAACACAAGCUUGAGGAAGUGACCAAGCUGCAGGUCAGCUGUUCUGGGGCCAUCUCGCGUCAGAAGAAGAAGCUGAAAGAACUCACGGCGUCGUUAGAGGAAUGCAAAAACCAAAGUCCGACACCCGAGUUAAGUCCUGACGAUGUCGAUCCCAUCACUGAAAUCGAAGACUCCAUCAAAGACAGAACAAAUGCUUUCUGUGAGAUGGAAGCUUUCCUGCCGAGGAAGAACGGGCUCUACCUCUCUCUAGUUUUAGGAAACGUCAAUGUAACGCUCCUCAACAAACAGUCAAAAUUCGCCUACAAAGAUGAAUAUGAGAAGUUUAAACUGGUCCUGACCGUCAUCCUCUUCGUGUUCUCCUUCACGUGUCGCUUUUUGUUCAGCUACAGAGCCCUCGAUGCCAUGUUCAACUUCCUGCUGGUGUGGUACUACUGCACGCUCACUAUCCGGGAGAGCAUCCUCAUCAACAACGGCUCCAGGAUUAAAGGUUGGUGGGUUUCCCAUCACUAUGUGUCGGCCUUCCUGUCUGGAGUCAUGCUGACGUGGCCUAAAGGUGCCCUCUACCAGAUGUUCAGAAACCAGUUCCUAGCAUACUCUCUUUACCAAACACUUGUGUGUUUUUUUUGUUUCCUCUGUCCUGUUUGUACAUUAGGUUUUGUCCAGUUUCUUCAGUGCUAUUACCAGAGCGGCUGCUUGUACCGACUCAGAGCUCUGGGGGAAAGACACAACAUGGACCUCACAGUCGAGGGGUUCCAGUCGUGGAUGUGGAGAGGUUUGACCUUCCUCCUCCCCUUCCUGUUCUUUGGUCAUUUCUGGCAGCUUUACAACAGUAUAACACUGUUCAAGAUGUUCCAGCUCCCGGAGUGCAAAGAGUGGCAGGUGGUGAUGUGCGGCUGCGCUUACAUGGUGCUCUUCAUGGGAAACUUCUUCACCACGCUGGGAGUGGUUUACCAGAAAUACAUGAACAACCAGGACAAGUCUAAGACCUUAUAGAACGGGAAUGAUCCAACACUGAGGCUCUAAUAUUCUCUUUAGAGCUUUCUAUCAAUGUACUGUACAUUGUCUGUGUGGAUCAUGUACAGGCACAGCUUCUUUUAUCCAUGUUUUUUGAUUUUCUAGUUCUUCUGAUUAUAUAUUUGAAUCUGGAAUCUUGACCAUAGAUAUUAUUAAUGGCGUAAUACCAAAGAAAAGAAAGCGACUGUCAGGUGUUACUGGGUUAAAGUGUGAGCUUGUUUUUGUAGGUUUUUGGGUGUUUUGGUCCGAGUUGUACAACUCGGACAAGGAAGUGUUACUGAUAAAAUAUAGGAUCCCUGGUAAUAUUGGGUUUUGGGGGCGGAUAUAUCUACCGGUACAUAUUUUUGGAGAUACAGAAUCACAUAUUGUCUUACACUGUUGACUAAAAGUUUACAUAUCAGCAAUUUAAUUGCUCAACCAAUAAAUCAGUUGGGCUCUAAAGCAAAUAACCGUUAUUUGCAUCAUGUUUAUUUUGGGAAAUCUACAUUUUGUGUUUCAGCAGUUGCUUUAGUAAAACACUCCUUCAAAUCGGCCCAUGUUCUUGUUUUCUCUCUUACAGCAGAAAAGUUCAUGCUGCAUCACAGUUCGUCCUCAACUUUUCUGUUACUGUAACAUUCAUGUGUUGUUGUUGAGUGUUUACAGCAUGAACACAAGUUUGUACAAUUAAAGAAUAAAACCUUGAUCGAAACAAA
Messenger RNA from Hippoglossus stenolepis (Pacific halibut), 1897 nucleotides. Its product is annotated as ion channel TACAN. NCBI's taxonomy places the organism in Eukaryota, Metazoa, Chordata, Actinopteri, Pleuronectiformes, Pleuronectidae. The coding region runs from base 96 to 1184 and encodes 362 amino acids. The record is from RefSeq and is a predicted model, not a curated record. The transcript has 12 exons. Gene Ontology annotation, biological process: fat cell differentiation. Gene Ontology annotation, cellular component: membrane.